Messenger RNA from Tigriopus californicus, 2314 nucleotides. RefSeq names its product serine/threonine-protein phosphatase 2A 65 kDa regulatory subunit A alpha isoform-like (gene Pp2A-29B). Gene Ontology annotation, biological process: protein dephosphorylation. The coding region runs from base 304 to 2091 and encodes 595 amino acids. Gene Ontology annotation, cellular component: protein phosphatase type 2A complex; cytoplasm. Lineage: Eukaryota; Metazoa; Arthropoda; Copepoda; Harpacticoida; Harpacticidae. Gene Ontology annotation, molecular function: protein binding; protein phosphatase regulator activity. The transcript has 8 exons. The record is from RefSeq and is a predicted model, not a curated record.
GAGACGGCCGAAGCACACGACAUUACAAGGAGAGAGAGAGACAGGAGAGACAAGAGAGUAAGGCUGUGAAGUCUUCAAUUUCGACCCUGAGGCCAGCAGGAUUCGCUUGUUGGUUGCGGAGCCAUCGUGGAACCCGUCCGUGAUUGAUUGACCCCGGAUUCUGUUGUUGGAGUGCCCGGAUUGGACGCGUGAGCUCUUGAAACUCGAGCUCGAGAGUGCCGUGUGGGAUCGAGUGCGUAGACAUCAGCCAGGUGUCGUCGGUCGUUUGGGUGGAUUGCUUGCUCCCUUGCUGAUUGGUGGAUCAUGUCGGGUGGAGGCGUGUCCGACGGCAAUGCGGCCGGGUCGGACGACUCGCUCUAUCCGAUUGCCGUGCUCAUUGAUGAGUUGCGGAACGAGGAUGUCCAGUUGCGUUUGAAUUCGAUCAAAAAAUUGAGCACCAUCGCUUUGGCGUUAGGCGUGGAACGUACGCGUUCCGAGUUGAUUCCGUUCUUGACGGACACGAUCUACGACGAGGAUGAGGUGCUUUUGGCCUUGGCCGAGCAGUUGGGCACGUUUACGCCCUUGGUGGGUGGGACGGAGCACGUCCAUUGUCUGCUUCCGCCCCUCGAGUCUUUGGCAACAGUCGAGGAGACCAUUGUGCGCGAUAAGGCCGUGGAAAGUCUGCGCAUCAUUGCUGAAGAACACUCGUCCGCGGACCUCGAGGCCCACUUUGUGCCCUUGGUCAAACGCCUAGCCACGGGAGAUUGGUUCACGUCGCGCACAUCAGGCUGCGGUCUCUUUGCCGUGGCUUAUGCCCGCGUCUCUUCCAACGUGAAGGCUGAUUUGCGAAGCCUGUUUAGGAAUUUAUGCCAGGAUGACACGCCCAUGGUGCGACGAGCCGCCUCGGGCAAGCUGGGAGAAUUUGCCAAGGUGGUAGAGGUCGAGUUCUUGAAGUCCGAUCUAAUUCCCAUGUUCAUCAACCUGGCCAUGGACGAGCAGGACUCCGUUCGACUUUUGGUAGUGGAAUCGUGCGUGUCCAUCUCGUCGCUGCUCCAAGCUGAGGAUGUGGAACAGCUGGUGAUGCCCACCUUGCGCAAUUGCGCCGAGGACAAGUCGUGGCGAGUGCGAUACACAGUGGCAGAGAAAUUCACGGCCCUUCAAAAAGCCGUGGGGCCGGAGAUUACCAAGACCGACUUGGUCCAGGCUUUCCAGAGCCUAUUGAAGGACUGUGAGGCCGAGGUGCGAGCGGCUGCCGCCCAUAAGGUCAGAGAUUUCUGCCAGGCCUUGGACCCGAGUGUUCAGGAGUCUGUGAUUAUGAACAAUGUCUUACCUUGCGUCAAGGAGUUGGUAGUGGACGCCAACCAGCACGUCAAAUCCGCCCUAGCCUCUGUCAUCAUGGGGCUAUCACCCAUUCUGGGCAAGAACAACACCAUCGAACAUCUUUUGCCCCUGUUCCUGAACCAGCUGAAGGAUGAGUGUCCCGAGGUCCGGUUGAAUAUCAUUUCCAAUCUGGAUUGUGUGAACGAAGUGAUUGGUAUUCAACAGCUCUCACAGUCGUUGUUGCCAGCCAUCGUGGAGUUGGCAGAAGACUCGAAAUGGCGGGUCCGCUUGGCCAUCAUCGAGUACAUGCCCCUUUUGGCCGGACAACUGGGCGUGGAGUUCUUCGACGAGAAACUCAAUGCCCUCUGCAUGACUUGGCUCAUUGAUCACGUGUUUGCCAUCCGCGAAGCCGCCACCAACAACUUGAAGAAGUUGGUGGAGCAAUUUGGAACCGACUGGGCCCAACAGACCAUCAUUCCCAAGGUUGUGGCCAUGGCUAGAGACCAGAACUACUUGCAUCGCAUGACUUGUCUCUUCUGUAUCAAUGUAUUGGCCGAGGCUUGUGGCGCAGACGUGAUCGAAAGGCAAAUGCUUCCCACCGUUCUCAACAUGGCCCAAGACAGCGUGGCCAACGUGCGGUUCAACGUGGCCAAGACCCUGAGUGUGGUGGCCCCCAAACUGAACGCCUCCUGCUUCUCGUCGCAGAUCAAGCCCGCUUUGAACAAACUAACGGAGGAUACGGACUUUGAUGUGCGAUAUUAUGCUUCGGAAGCAUCCAUGGUGUGUGCUUAGUAGACGAGGAUGGCGGUUUUCAUCGAGUGCCGUGAAGACGAUCCGAAUCCAUAUAUUUGGAUGAAAUCGGCAAUGCUAACAGCAUCAUCACCAUCACUACCACUACAGCUGCUUCUGAUUUCAUAUGUAGCAGUACACUAGACUUGGUAACAAUUCUGUCUGUUCUAACACUCAUUCUGGUAAACAACAAUUACGAAAAAAAGAUACUACCUACCACAUGCGA